GUUCAAUCUACAUUAUUUUAUGAUAACAACGGGUAUGUUGAAGCUGAUGAGUCCUACGACAUAGAAGAUUCACAUCUACAGAAUGCUCGAAAGUUUUACAAAUCUUGCGUAUUCAAUCGUAACUGGAAAACAGCUCAAUUAGCUUAUCAAUCAUUAAUACGUGAUCUAUUUGGUGGAUGGGAACUAAUACCGUCAAUUUCAACAGACACUGAAAAAAUGAGUCUAACUGAUCUAUUUCUACCAAUAAUAAGUCAAACUGGUAGUUCACUUUUAUUUUCAAUAAAUAUCAAGCAGGAUAUAUUCGCCAUAAAUAUUUCACCAGGUCGGAUAGGAUUAAAUCCUGCUUCAAUACAGACUGAUAUGAACAAAUCCGAAGAGGAUUACUACAAGCUUGCAUUUGAAACUGGGGUACCUCAGUCUCAAAAACCACAACUAACAGAUGCUUUCCGAAAAAUGAUUCGAUUAGGCAGAGUGAUCAAUAUGUUUAACGAAAUUAAACUCACUAUCACUAACUCAAUACAAAAAAUCAAGUGGUUUGAUGAAGAAGAAAAGAAAUUCCAGAAACACAGGGUUUCAAAAAUGGGUAUAUUUGCCUUGUACUCCAAUCAAAAUGCUUCUCAACAAAAAGAAAAUCUCUCAACAGUAUUCCUAUACCCUAUUCGAGAGGACAAUUAUUACACAAAUGAAUUCUAUAUCCGUAAAGCGAAAUAUAUUGACACUUUGAAAACUCAAUUACACAGUUAUUACCCAUCUCUCAUAGGAUCACCGGCAUUUCUUGCAACCGCUUAUUAUUCAGCGGGUGCAAAUCGCGUAUAUGUAUAUUCAGGAUUUCUACAACCUCCACUUUAUUAUGAAAAUGGUAGUUUAGCUUCGAAAUUUGGAGCACUUGGUUGGAUUAUAAGUCAUGAGAUUAUGCACGGAAUAGGUAUCCAAGGUGUACUGUAUGAUGAUAAUUGGAAUAAACGGACUUCGUACGAUGCUUUAAUGUCAUCCACCUUGAUACAUUUGAAUGCUGUAUGUCUGAGUCAUCAGUAUGUUUCCUAUAAUUACACUCAUUUAAAAGCUUUUCGGACUGAUACUCAAGAAGAAAUGUUGGCUGACAAUGAUGGAUUAAAAGCGUCGUACUACACAUACAAGCGUUUGUUGAAGACGUUCUCGAACAAUGUUAGCCAAGAUCAUCAUGAUUCACUUGAAUCUGAUCGACUGUUCUUCCUCUCGUUUGCACAAACUAUGUGUGGACAUCACGGUGAGAAAAUACUUAUACAAAGUGCAGUAGUUAUACCUCAUGCCUUGGAAAAGUUUAGAGUGAUCGGGGCGUUGGUCAAUAGUAGAAGAUUCGCACGUGCAUAUGGUUGUCCAGUUGGUUCACCAAUGAAUCCUGUUACAAAAUGCGAUGCAUGGUAA
Messenger RNA from Schistosoma curassoni, 1404 nucleotides. Lineage: Eukaryota; Metazoa; Platyhelminthes; Trematoda; Strigeidida; Schistosomatidae. The record is from the annotation of a GenBank genome assembly.